CAUCAGAGGGGAAGCGUGAAGCGUAGAACUUGUGCGUGUGCGCUUCUAGGUGCCACGACUUGUCGUUUGUUGUCCAUUUUGCGAGGCGAGGUGAGCACACGCAUCUCUCUGUGGCGUCCACGCGGGAUCAUAUCCGUGUGCGUGGCUUUGUCUCGUCCUCUGCGGCACACGGGAGAGAUUCACUGGGCGGAGAGAUCGAACAGGGCUGAGAUCUCGCGAUAGCUCCGGCGCUGGCUGUGGCUGGCCGUGGCUUUGCAGCAGCAGCAGCAGCAGCAGAAGGAGGCAGAAGGCAGGAGGCAGCAUCAUGGCGGACAGAGACAGUGGAAGCGAGCAGGGAGGAGCGGCCACGGGCCCAGGUUUCAGCUCCACGCACCUAGCGGCAGGAGGGGCGGGCUCGUCUUCCGGGCUCCAGCACGAGACGCAGGAGCUGGCCUCGAAGCGGGUUGACAUCCAAAACAAACGCUUCUAUUUGGACGUUAAACAGAACGCCAAAGGCCGCUUCUUAAAGAUCGCAGAAGUCGGGGCCGGCGGAAACAAGAGCCGUCUGACUCUCUCCAUGUCCGUGGCGGUCGAGUUCCGCGACUACUUGGGGGACUUCAUCGAACAUUAUGCCCAGCUGGGUCCCAGCAACCCGGGGAUGGUGCAGGAUGAACCUCGGCGAGCACUCAAAAGCGAGUUCCUGGUGCGGGAGAAUCGAAAGUACUACAUGGAUCUGAAGGAGAACCAGAGAGGACGCUUCCUGAGGAUCCGGCAGACCGUUAACCGGGGGCCCGGUUUGGGAUCGGCGCAAGGCCAGACCAUCGCGCUCCCUGCCCAGGGACUUAUCGAGUUUCGCGACGCUUUGGCCAAACUCAUUGACGAUUACGGCGUGGAGGACGAACCCACGGAGCUGCCAGAAGGCUCCUCGUUGACUGUGGACAACAAGCGCUUCUUCUUCGACGUGGGAUCCAACAAGUACGGCGUGUUCAUGCGGGUGAGCGAGGUGAAGCCCACCUACCGCAACUCCAUCACGGUGCCCUACAAAGUCUGGUCCAAAUUCGGGAAUACUUUCAGUAAGUACGCCGAGGAGAUGAAGAAGAUCCAGGAGAAGCAGCGCGAGAAGAGGGCGUGCGAGCUGCAGCAGCAGCAAGAGGAGAUGCAGCCGGACGAUGGAGACGAGGAUUGAUAUAGAGAUUAACACACAGACACACACACACGAGAAAACAUACACACACACACACACACACACAUACAUGCAAGAGUAAUGAAAAUAACCAGAGAAUUAUAAUUAAAACUCUACUGUAUAAAGAAAGAAAUGUAACUGUAUCCGUUUAACUCCGAGGGAGCAUCACCUGCAGUCAAAAAACCCACCAACCGACAGUUAUCACUCAUCGCUGGAUGUUACCCCACUUAUCCACCAUUAAUACAGUUAACAGGCUGCUAAACCAAGUAAUAACGUUAUAUUUGAACAUUGAUUCCUACUUGACAAACAAUAUUGAACUCAGUGUUUAUUUCCCUUAUUAACAG
This is a messenger RNA of Thalassophryne amazonica, 1506 nucleotides long. RefSeq names its product purine-rich element binding protein Aa (gene puraa). Gene Ontology annotation, biological process: regulation of transcription by RNA polymerase II. Bases 305 to 1165 code for a protein of 286 amino acids. Gene Ontology annotation, cellular component: nucleus. NCBI's taxonomy places the organism in Eukaryota, Metazoa, Chordata, Actinopteri, Batrachoidiformes, Batrachoididae. The transcript has 2 exons. The record is from RefSeq and is a predicted model, not a curated record. Gene Ontology annotation, molecular function: purine-rich negative regulatory element binding; RNA polymerase II transcription regulatory region sequence-specific DNA binding; DNA-binding transcription factor activity, RNA polymerase II-specific.